This is a messenger RNA of Schistosoma turkestanicum, 1803 nucleotides long. The record is from the annotation of a GenBank genome assembly. Lineage: Eukaryota; Metazoa; Platyhelminthes; Trematoda; Strigeidida; Schistosomatidae.
AUGACACAAGAAUUUACUGAUGAAAUCGUUGAUGGAGUUCACUGUUGUUCAAAACGUUCAGUGAUCAAAUCAUUUGCCGAUUUACAAAUACAAACGGAAUCAUAUAAACGAUUUCAUCGGGGUACACAAUCGAAACGAUAUAAAACCCAGGCACUUCAAACAGAUUGGUAUCAUCAAAAUGAAAAGCUUCACAACGCCAAACUCACCAAUAAAGAUAAAUUAAUUGAAGAAAAAAAAAUAUUAUGUCUUCUAAAACGCGCUGAACCAAUUAUCACAAAUGCAAUACAAAAGAAUAUUCACUCGAAAGUGUUUAACCAGUCAAAAUUGGGCAAACUAUUCAGUAGAAAUAAUGCGGCAGUAAAAAAUACACUUUUACUAAAUGAAGCAAAAGAAUUCAAAUUAUCUGCUACAGGAUUAUCGUGGAAUUCUAAUGGAACCUUACUAGCGAUAUCAUAUGGAUCAUUGUGUCAUACAGAUUGGUGUAUACAUAAUGGUAUGGCAGCGCUGUGGAAUGUGUCAAAUGAAACAUUGGUAUUUGAUACUCCUAAGCAAAAAUAUGUGACAAAUAGUUGCUUGAUGUGCAUUAAAUUUCAUCCAGUAGUCCCAUCGUUACUGGCUGGAGGAACAUUUACAGGAGAUUUAGUUGUCUGGAAUCGUGCUAACGAAAACGAUCAUCUAUUAGCUAGUAUCGGAGGUAUGAAUAAUGGUCAUAAAGACUGUAUCAAUCAAAUCAACUGGAUCUCAGGUAGUCUAGAGUCUAGCUUACAAAAUUUAACUUUCAACAAUAUCACUCAGUAUACAACAACUUAUCAGUUAUUAAGUGCAGGAAGUGAUGGAAGAGUUAUUUGUUGGCGAAUCGAUCUACGUCACUCAGGAAAAGUGGACUGUGUUAAAAUAUUUCAAAUAAGACACAAAGAUCAAAAUUCUUUACCAAUAUCCAGUCAUUUGAAUUCAUUUAAAAAUCAGAAUCCCUUUCGAUCAAAUUUAUCCGAGACAAUAACUAAUGACGAAGCGGUUAAUAUAACUUGUGUUUCAUUGGCUAAAAAUGAUCCGGAAAACUUUGUUGUUGGAACAGAAACAGGAGGAUUAUUAAUCUGUCAAAUAAAUUCUGUUGAUUGGAAUAAAACGCAUAAAGAAUCCUUGGACGAACAUCUACAGUCGCCGGUUAAAUUUUCCCUUGCUCGUCAAGAUGGCCCAAUUUAUUCAGUUGACUGGAGUAAAUUCCAUCCCAAUCUUAUUCUUGUUUCUGGAUUCAAUCAUUGUAUUCAGCUCUUUAAUAUAUUACAAAAAUCUCCAUUGAUCAGCAUUGAUCCAAAUGAUGGUUUAGUACAUGUUGUUGAGUUUUCAUCUCAUUUACCAAAUAUUUUUAUGUGCAUAACUGAAUAUAAUCAUAUACUUGUUUACGAUUUGAUCGGUGAUGAAGGAAUCAAUACAAUAUACAAUAGUUUUAAUGAAGAAAAACAGUACAAUUUUCAACCUGAGCUACUGUAUACAUUGACAUCUCAAAUAGAUAGUGAUGCUUAUAAUACAGUUGUAUCUGCAAAACUUAAUGAACAAGAUUCUAAACUAAUUGCUACUGGAAAUACAAGUGGAGUUGCAUAUAUAUGGGAUUUUGGUAAUUUGAUCAAUGAAUUAUCAUCAAAAGUAAUACAUACUUAGUAAUUAUACAUAUUUCUUAAUUUUGCAAUCCUGGUGAUUUAUUCGCCUAUUCAGUGUUUCGACUUAAAACUUGUGAACCGGUUUGUCCCAUCACCUCAUUAAUUGUAUACUUUUUUUAACAUGAAUUAUACAUCUUAUCACUUA